This is a messenger RNA of Neomonachus schauinslandi (Hawaiian monk seal), 1927 nucleotides long. It is a transcript of the gene LST1, whose product is annotated as leukocyte specific transcript 1. The transcript has 4 exons. Gene Ontology annotation, biological process: dendrite development; cell morphogenesis; immune response. The record is from RefSeq and is a predicted model, not a curated record. Bases 19 to 309 code for a protein of 96 amino acids. NCBI's taxonomy places the organism in Eukaryota, Metazoa, Chordata, Mammalia, Carnivora, Phocidae. Gene Ontology annotation, cellular component: membrane.
UCUUCAGUGCUUGACCUAAUGGCAGCUUGUAAGGAAUGGACAAAGAUCUAUGUAUGCCCUUACCUAUAUGGCGGGAGCUUGGGGCUGGGGGGGCUCCUGCUCCUGGCUGUGGUCAUUGUGUCCGCCUGUCUGUGUCGGCUCCAUCGGAAAGUGAGGAGGCUGGAGAGGAGCUGGGCCCAGCUCUCGGAGCAAGAGCUCCACUAUGCAUCUCUGCUGCCCAUGCCCUGGAGGGAGAGGCCUGACCUCAGCCACAGGGAAGGUGCCAAGGAGGACCCCAGCACCGAAUAUGCCUGCAUUGCCAAGAACUAAGCCAGCGGAGCUCCCCCAGACGCCUCCCUGAACCCAGGUGGACCCUGUGGCCCACCCAGUAAAACCACGUCCUGCCACCUUCUGUGUCUCAGGCUUCUCAGUCCAACUCAACUCCGUCCCAUUCAAUAGGGCCACCAUCAAAACUUAAGCGACUUAUCUUCCCACCCGUUCUGGGGUCGAGUAGUGAUUUCUCAGGGGAAGAAGGGUGUUGAGGGACCCAAGUUCCCCUGAAGGCCAGAAAGAGUACACGCGUGGGCCUGGCUGGAAUGGGGAGUUGACAUGUAGGACUCAUCAGAUCUGAUACUCCCCAUUUCUCAGGAGAAUCCGCCUCAGCCUCCUGUACCCCAGAAAGGUGGAGGUGCUGAGCCCUGGGAUGAUGAUGGGAGGGGGCUCCAGGCACGGUUACCGGGAAGCUCGCUCCUUGGACCUUUCCAGGCCAGGCUUGGUAGAAGAGAGAAUUAAGAGUCGGGGGACCCCAGAGAGGGGCAUAUUGUGGUACCUGGAUAAUGGAAAAGGAAACACAUGAGACUCAUAAGAAGGCAUUAGUGGCGGGGCAGAGGAAGAUUUAUUGGGGUCUCUUGAAGACAGUUGGAUGCCUGGGGUCUGGAAUCACUCAUCAGCGGCAUCUAAGAAGUGGCGGCAUGUUCCCGGGUGACGGUGGCCUGCAGGAGAGACCACAGGAGCUGCUCGGUGGGCGCCGCAGCCCUCCUCCGGCUGCUCUCUGUCUCCCCCUCCUCCAGUUCUCUUCCACCACUGCCCUAGCCCCCUUCCUUACAUUUGCCUUGGUAAUAGAUGGUGCUGCCCAUGGCCACACAGAUAAAGCUGAAGGCAUAGAAUCCAGCCCGAAGGAGGAGGACUGUGCUGGCCCCUAGCCGAGGAGGUCCUGCAUGGGGGUGGUAGAAGGAAGGGGCGAAGGGGGGACCUAAGGAAGAAGCAGGCACAGGCCCAGGGAGGGACAGAGAGCAGGGGGCCUCAGGGAAAGACUCCCAACUUCCAGGAAGAGUGGGGUCUCCCAUCUCACCUUUCUCUACCACCAGCAGAGUCCCAUUCCCCGUCCCAACACCUAGGCCCAGCACCUCCACCCUGCACACGUAGACUCCAGCGUCACAGUGUUGGGUGUCCCAGAUGUGCAGCUCGGCCUGAUGGUCAUAGAGGAAACGGGAAGAGGGAAGAGGGGCCAGGCGGCCCCUGAACUCUGGGGUCCCAUUCCUCACUUCCUUCUCUGGGGCCACCUUGUCCCGGUACCACGUGACAGAGCCAAUGGCCAAUUUCCCUUGGCUGGCAUUGAAGGAGCAGGGCAAGAAGGCAGCGGUGCCCUCCUGGGUACGAAUCUCCGGGGGCUGGAACACCCAGAGAGCACAGGAUCCUGGCAGGCAAAGAGAAGACCCAGAAAAACACCUCUCUGGUUACAAUAUAGAGAAAGGACAAGAGAGUUUGCAGUAGAAUAUCCCAGCUGUGUCCCCACCCACAGAGGACCCAGAGGAUCAAGCACUUUGCUACCCCAUGAAACCCCUUGCUCUCCACCAGCCUCAUUUCUUAACAUUGUUUAUUAAAUAGUUUUUCAGGGCACCUGGGUGGCUCAGUCGUUAAGCGUCUGCCUUCAGUUCAGGUCAUGAUC